GCUGGCUCCGCCCUAUUCCCCGGUCCUCCCUGCCUCUCCCGCGCAGACCCGUUCGAUCUCGGCACAGCGCGCCUGCGGAUACGCAGACCGCCGGGCCAUGGAGACGCGGGAGCGGCGGCCGCAGCUCCUCUGGCUGCUGCUGCUCUGCGGCACGUGUGCCCGCGUGUGCUGCUGCAACGAGACCCGGAUGCUGGAGAGGCUGCCCCGCUGCGGCAAGACCUUCGCUGAGAGGAUGCGUGAGGUGGCCGUCUGGAAGUGGUGUGACCUGUCCCAGUUCAUAGUGUUCUACGAGAGCUUCACCAACUGCACUGAGGAGGAGACCGUUGUCGUGGGCUGCUACUGGCCCAACCCGCUGGCCCAGGGCUUCAUCACUGGUGUCCACCGGCAGUUCUUCUCCAAUUGCUCGGUGGACAGGCCCCACUGGGAGGACCCCCCCGAUGAGGUGCUCAUCCCGCUGAUUGCGGUGCCCGUCCUGCUGACCGUGGCCAUGGCUGGCUUGGUGGUGUGGCGCAGCAAGCGGACGGACCAGAUGCCAUGACCGAGCCUGGCUUGCCGGAACAACGUCCCUGGGCCCUCGAGAGCUGUGGAUGUCCUCGCUGUCCGUCCCACCCGGUCAUGGCAGACUCCUUCCUGCCCAGGCCGGCACGGCCCCUAGAGGCAAGCUGGCUGGGGGCCCAUGCUUGCUCUUAAGUUAGAGCUCGUGAGCCGAGCUUCAUGUUGUUUGCUGCUGAGCGCUGCACUCCCUAUGCUGGGUCCCUGGUCCCAACCAUUUCACAGCAGAGUCUUGGCCCUGGCUCAUGUCACCUCCUGCUGCAGCCCUGCCCACACCCCGGGGAGAUGGACAGGCCUGGUGUGACCCACCAGUCUGCCUCACCCCUGGGCUGGAGUGGGGAAGCUGGCCAUCCCAGGCCUCCCAGUGCCCUCUGGAGUCUGUGGUCCCGUGCUGUGCCUGCUCUGCCUGUCCCUCCUCCAAGUAAAGUGUCCAAACCUUUA
Messenger RNA from Heterocephalus glaber (naked mole-rat), 993 nucleotides. RefSeq names its product receptor activity modifying protein 3 (gene Ramp3). Gene Ontology annotation, molecular function: coreceptor activity. Lineage: Eukaryota; Metazoa; Chordata; Mammalia; Rodentia; Bathyergidae. Gene Ontology annotation, biological process: G protein-coupled receptor signaling pathway; intracellular protein transport; regulation of G protein-coupled receptor signaling pathway. Gene Ontology annotation, cellular component: cell surface; signaling receptor complex; membrane. The record is from RefSeq and is a predicted model, not a curated record.